Merops nubicus (carmine bee-eater) is the source of this 969-nucleotide messenger RNA. RefSeq names its product G protein-coupled receptor 171 (gene GPR171). The transcript has a single exon. The record is from RefSeq and is a predicted model, not a curated record. Gene Ontology annotation, molecular function: G protein-coupled purinergic nucleotide receptor activity. Lineage: Eukaryota; Metazoa; Chordata; Aves; Coraciiformes; Meropidae. Gene Ontology annotation, cellular component: membrane. Bases 1 to 969 code for a protein of 322 amino acids. Gene Ontology annotation, biological process: G protein-coupled receptor signaling pathway.
AUGUCAAGCAAUGUUUCACAGUGCUAUCUUGGUGAAGAAAUGGAACCUUUUACCUAUUUUUACUAUUUGGUUUUUCUUAUGGGAUUUAUUGGAAGCUGUUUCGCACUAUGGGCAUUCACUCAAAAGGGUCAGAAAAAGAAAUGUAUGAGCAUCUACCUAAUUAACCUCUUAACGGCAGAUUUUUUGUUGACUUUGGCAUUGCCAGUAAAGAUUAUUGUUGACUUAGGAGUUGCGUCCUGGAAAUUCAGAAUAUUCCACUGUCAAGUUACAGCCUGUUUCAUCUACAUGAAUAUGUAUUUAUCCAUUAUAUUUUUGGGAUUUGUAAGCAUGGAUCGCUGCCUUCAGCUAAUGCACAGCUAUAAGGUCUACCGCAUUCAGGAGCCUGGAUUUGCCAAGAUGCUGUCUGCAGUCGUGUGGACGAUGGUUCUGCUCAUAACAGUGCCUAACAUGGCCAUUCCAAUAAAAACGAUUGAAGAAAGACCUGGGGCAGGAUGCAUCGAUUUCAAAACAAAAUUUGGCAGAGACUGGCACGUGUUCACCAAUUUCAUAUGCACAGCAAUAUUCCUGAAUUUUUCAGCUGUGAUACUGAUCUCCAAUUUCCUUGUUGUUAGACAACUCUACCGGAACAAGUACGGCGAGCGUUACGCCAGCGUGAAGAAAGCCCUCGUCAGCAUCCUGCUGGUCACCGCAGGCUACCUGCUCUGCUUCGUUCCCUACCACAUCGUUCGGAUCCCCUACACCCUGAGCCAGAGUGACACCAUAACCAGCUGCUCUCUGAAACAAGCUCUCUUCAAAGCGAAAGAAUCUACCUUGCUGUUUGCUGUGUCAAACCUCUGUUUUGACCCUAUUCUGUAUUACCACCUUUCCAAAUCAUUCCGAUUGAAAUUUACCGAGACUUUUGCAGCACCCAAAGAGACAAAGAUUUUCACAGACGCAGCCGUAGAAUGCAGAAGUGAAGAGCAGAUGUAA